AUGCUGCGACCACCGACGGAGAAUCAGUUCGACAGACGUGAGCCUAUCAUCUCGGCUCGGCACGCUGUAGAGCGCCUUUCGCUGCAUCGUCGCCAUGAUGGUACAGCAGAAAUGUGUGAACUUGAUGCUUUCGUUCAUGUGCAGGUUGAUUCGCUGUCUAAGGACAGCUUCGCUGACCUGGACGCCGCCACACCCUUUUCACUCAAGAAACGGGCAAUGCUGGCGCCUCAACAGAUGGUUUUCGAGGCCAUGGAACAAAAAUCCACUAGUUUUGCAGAUGAGCUCAAGAACGCUGUUCACGAGCUCUGUGGAACUGAGAAGAAGAUCUUUAACAUUCCCAUUCCUAACCUUAAAAGCCACGUACUUGCACUAGGCGUUGUUGCGUUUUUGCUCUUUUGUACUAUCAUUGCUGUCGCGAUGAUCAGCUCUACCGAGUCUCCAGACCGACUCGCUGCUCCGUCGCGCGGAACUUCUUAUGACAAGAAGCGAAACUAG
Malassezia sympodialis ATCC 42132 is the source of this 495-nucleotide messenger RNA. RefSeq lists its product as uncharacterized. The transcript is spliced from 2 exons. The record is from RefSeq and is a predicted model, not a curated record. Lineage: Eukaryota; Fungi; Basidiomycota; Malasseziomycetes; Malasseziales; Malasseziaceae. Bases 1 to 495 code for a protein of 164 amino acids.